AAACAUAUGUUCAUAUAUAGACAUCAGUUUGUGGGUCAAAAAGGCAAUGCCGAUAUUUGCAAAGUGUUCAAAGUUUGAACAAAUUUUAUUACACCCGGACACAAGGGGAUGUCCAAAUUAGAUGACAAGGCGGAUUGUGCUCUCGAAGGCUUUAAUAGCUUGGCUUCCCAAGGCUAUGAAUACUAGCUUCACGUUCCCUCUGCUCAGCCCCAUCACAGGAUAGCUAGUGUCCUCCGAACAAGUCGCCCCUGUCUUCACGUCGCGCGUCAGCAACUGCGUUGUUAAGAUGUUCAACUCACCGGACUGGGUGUUCUCUAUGUUUGCUUUCCUCGGAUUCUUGUGCUGCAUGAUUCCGCUUCCCUGGCAUUUGGAAGCAUGGAACACUGGAACUUGUCUUUACAUGAUCUGGACCGGUCUAUCGUGUCUAAUCCAGUUCAUUAACUCCAUCGUUUGGAGGGCGAAUGUGAUUAACUGGGCUCCCGUGUGGUGUGAUAUCUGUCAGAAUUUUCCUCUUGUUCUCGUUGCCAAGACUCAUGUUUAUUUCGUAGCCGCAAAAUUCAUGAUCGGGAGCUCCGUUGCCAUCCCCGCUUGUUCGCUUUGCAUCAACCGUCGUCUCUACCACAUCGCAUCAGUUUCCUCGGUCACAAAGACAAGGGCGCAGAAGAGACGCGACAUCAUGACCGAUCUGGCUAUUGGUGCUGGUAUCCCCGUCUUGGAGAUGAUUCUGCAAUAUAUCGUACAAGGCCAUCGGUUCAAUAUUUUUGAGGAAAUUGGCUGUUAUCCUGCCACUUUUAACACCCCUCCUGCAUUUGUAUUGGUAUUUACAUGGCCCUUGAUCCUUGGAUGCAUCUCCGCUUACUAUUGCGUCCGCACUAUUGUCGAACUAGCCCAGCGAAGGGCUCAGUUCAUGGAGUUCCUUUCUGUAAACAAGAACCUGAGUUCCAGUCGUUACUUCCGCCUCAUGGGUCUCGCUGGUAUUGAGAUGUUAUGCACGGUUCCUAUGGGUGCCUAUGUCGUCUACCUCAAUGCUACUGCCCAACCAGUCUACCCCUGGAUCAGUUGGGCCAACGCACAUUACGACUUCUCUCGCGUCGAACAAAUUGCAUCAGAAUUCUGGCGCCUGAACGAUGAUCUCGUGUUGUCGCUCGAGCUCAGCCGAUGGCUCCUCAUCGUCUGCGCAUUCGUAUUCUUUGGUUUCUUCGGGUUCGCCGAUGAGGCCAGGAAGAACUACCGCCUCGCCUACGUUUCAGUUGCGAAGCGCGUGGGUCUUUCGACCGCUGGUACUGUGUCGCAAGGGUCUUGGACUGUUGGUGGAAAAUCAGAGAUGGCAUACAACAGCCGCACUGGCACUUUGCCCGUGUUUGUCGUUCAACGUACCGAAAAGAAGCGCGAUUCUGUUAAUUCAUUCUCCACCAGCAUUUCCGUUGGCGAGUUUAACAUGGCAUUCGACGAUGUCAAGGAGGCUUCGUACAUACCAACACAAACCGCCGCGGGUUCGGUAUCAAAGGAGUCGCUUCCGACCACACCUGUUGAUGGUCAGACAGUCCCACUGCCAAACGCACCUGCGGUUGCAGGCCCCGCGCUUGACAUCAACUCAGUUCCCCGGCUUGUCGCCGACUCACCUGAAUCGGCGCGUAAUUCAAUAGAUAUCGUAUGAUCCAUAUUCACACCAGAGAUCGGCUUUCUUACAUUGUCCUAUCAUUCAUUGUAUCAUCGUUUCAUUGUAUUGUUAGCUUUCCGGAGUCUGGACGUAACCACUCGGUUAUUAUCGGUUUGAUACCCACGACCAUCAAGUACCUUAUGACUAUUUGUAUGAGUCGGGACAUAUUUAGACGAUGUAGCAUUCUUCGUAGGUCGAAUCGAACAUCUUCAAAUGAA
Messenger RNA from Suillus fuscotomentosus, 1878 nucleotides. RefSeq names its product pheromone A receptor-domain-containing protein. Lineage: Eukaryota; Fungi; Basidiomycota; Agaricomycetes; Boletales; Suillaceae. Bases 287 to 1657 code for a protein of 456 amino acids. Gene Ontology annotation, cellular component: membrane. Gene Ontology annotation, biological process: G protein-coupled receptor signaling pathway. The transcript is spliced from 5 exons. Gene Ontology annotation, molecular function: mating-type alpha-factor pheromone receptor activity. The record is from RefSeq and is a predicted model, not a curated record.